Pleurotus ostreatus (oyster mushroom) is the source of this 1605-nucleotide messenger RNA. RefSeq lists its product as uncharacterized. Lineage: Eukaryota; Fungi; Basidiomycota; Agaricomycetes; Agaricales; Pleurotaceae. The transcript has 15 exons. The record is from RefSeq and is a predicted model, not a curated record. Bases 1 to 1605 code for a protein of 534 amino acids. Gene Ontology annotation, biological process: carbohydrate metabolic process.
AUGCUCUCAAUCAUCAUCACUUCUUUCUGGAAUUACGCCGCGAGCAUCAUAAAAGAAGCCGUUCUCGAGCUAUGUGCGCUGGAGCUCUCCUCUUUCCUGGGAUUUGGCUGGCGCGUCGCGAACAUGAAACUCGGCCUUCGGAGUGUGGCUGCAACUGCGGCGGUCCUCGCUGCUACUUCUCAGCCGCAGUGUCCUGAUUAUACCACGUACUCGCAGAACCCUCAUGCACCGCUCUCAACUGGACCGCUGGCUUUGCCGUUUAUGAGGCCUGAUCCAGCAUGUAGGACAUUCAAUAGUACUAGCGUUGAGAAAGUGAUAUCAGACAUGAAAUCUCGCCUCAAGAACCCUGACCUCGCCAGGCUCUUUGAGAAUACGUUCCCAAAUACCCUUGAUACUACGGUCAAAUAUUUCAACGAGACAGAAAAUUUGGCAUUUAUCAUAACCGGAUUCGCCCACUAUCACACCUUGCUAGCAGGCGAUCGAAAGCUAGCGACGUUGGUCAAGGCAGUGAUCAACAACGAAGCCAGAUAUGUCGCGCAGUUCCCGUAUUGCGGAGCGUUCCAGCCGCCACCUGAAAGUGGGCUACCACCUACCCAUAAUGAUUGGGCGGACGGAGUCACGGUCAACCCCCCCGUUGACAACACUACGGUGUUUGAGUGCAAGUAUGAAAUUGACUCAUUGUGUGGCUUCCUCAAACUGUCGAGAUCGUAUUAUCAAUCCACGAAAGACGCGUCGUUCAUCAACGACAAUUGGCGCGCCGCAAUUGAUCAGAUAUUCCGCGUCAUCAACGAGCAAUCGCAGCCCACGUUCGACAAAGAUUUCAACCUGAUAUCAUUCUAUAAUUGGACUGGUGGAGGAGGUGCUUUGUCGCCGCAGGUCAAUAACAGAGGCAUCGGCGAGCCGAAAGGCUUCACGGGCAUGGUUGGGACACACCAUAGGCCCUCUGAUGAUCUCAGUACCUUUGCUUUUCUCACUCCGGCAAACGCCAUGCUGAGCGUAGAACUUGGUCAUUUGGCGGAUGUGUUGGACCAGGCCAAGCAAGCCAGGAAUAUUAGCCGUUUGGCUAGGCAAUGGAGUAAGACCAUCCAUGAUGCGAUAUGGGAUACCACGAUUGUCGAUAAUAUCUUCGCAUACGAAACCAAUGGCCUUGGGAGUAGAUAUGUCAUGGAUGACGCCAAUGUCCCAUCCUUGCUCUCGUUGCCUUACCUUGGGUUCCUGGAUAAGCACCAUCCAGCUUACGUGGCAACUCGCAAAGUCUUGUUCUCAAGCAAGAAUCCGUAUUUUGCAGCAAGUAAAAUCUCAAGUUUCCGAGGCGCUGGAGGGCCACACGUGGACCCUUGGCAUCCUUGGCCUAUGUCCCAAAUCUCAGCAAUAUUUGGAACUGACGACGACGCAGAGAUAUUGAAUUCGCUGUUUAUCAUCGCGAACAACACUAAUGGGUUGGGCCUCAUUCACGAAUCACAGUCGAUUUAUGACACCAAGGAUUACACUCGUAGUUGGUUCGCGUGGGCCAACAGCUACUUUGCUGAAAUGUUGCUUGAUCUCGCUGCUCGCAAGCCUGGAUUGAUAUUUAAAGAGGGUAUUAAGAGUUAUGUUCCAUCAUAA